CUGGAGACACGUUCCUAUCCUUGAGUAAAGCUGUUUAUUUAUUUAUUUAUCACAAUGACGUGGGCUUUCUCAGCUGGAAGUGACGGUGACUGUUAUUUUGGUCUAUAAUUAAGCUUCUUUGGUGAAAUGUGCUGAGGUGUGGCGCUGGCAAUGGCAUGAUGGCGUCGGGCAAGGAGCGGCGUGGUGCCUACGAACACGACUCCUCCAGCGACACCGAUAAUCCGGAUUCAGACGGACGACGACCCAGACCCUACCGGAACCGAUUCGGAUACCAGAGCUCCAGAUACAGUUCCUCCCCCAAGCCCAAGUCAUGCCUAGUGCAGCGAGGGGAGGCGGGAGGGGCCAUGGCCAUCACUCACCACGCCCACCCAGGCUCCUCCCGUCCUCACCACCAUGAGUCUGCCAUCCCUAAAAUGACCCACCAGCAAAGAUCAGGGAUGAGGAACAGAGGGGUAGUCCAGCGUGGCUCCCUUGGGCACUCCUCCUCUCAUGAAGACUCGUCGCCCCACGCCUCACCGCACCCUUCACCACACCCCUACAGUGCAUCCAGAACCACAGUGCAGCAGACAUCCCACCAGUGCCCUCACACCAAGGAUCCUGGCCAGUCCCUCCCCUCGAGUGACGACCGCAUCACCCUGGUAGUGGAGGGAACGCGCUUCAUUGUUGACCCGGCCAUCUUCACCGCCCACCCCAACACCAUGCUUGGAAGAAUGUUUUCGUCUGGGCUGGAGUUCACACAUCCUAAUGAGAGAGGAGAGUUUGAGGUGGCGGAGGGCUUCUCGUCGGCUGUGUUCCGUGCCGUGCUUGACUACUACAAGACAGGGACGGUGCGCUGCCCUCCUUCUGUCAGUGUGCAGGAGCUGAGGGAGGCCUGUGACUACCUCCUCAUCCCCUUCGACGCCAACACCAUCAAGUGCCAGAACCUGCGUGGACUCCUUCAUGAACUAAGCAACGAAGGAGCACGAAAGCAGUUUGAGGUGUUCCUAGAAGAGCACAUCCUGCCCUUGAUGGUCCUAGCAGCUCAGAGAGGUGACAGGGAGUGCCACAUUGUCAUUCUGUUGGAUGAUGACACUGUGGAGUGGGACGAUGACUACCCUCCACAGAUGGGAGAGGAAUACAGCCAAACCGUUUGCUCAACCGCAAUGUACCGCUUCUUCAAGUACAUAGAGAACCGAGAUGUGGCCAAGCAGGUGCUAAAGGAGCGUGGACUCAAGAAGAUUCGGUUGGGCAUUGAAGGCUACCCAACCUACAAGGAGAAGAUCAAGAAGAGACCAGGUGGACGAGCGGAAGUAAUCUACAACUACGUCCAGCGACCUUUCAUCCGCAUGUCCUGGGAGAAGGAAGAAGCCAAGAGUAGACAUGUGGAUUUUCAGUGUGUCAAGAGCAAAUCUGUAACAGACCUCGCCGAAGCAACUGCUGACCCUGCUCUUGAUCGCGUGGUGACCUUAGAUCCACCACCCAUGGGUCAGGAGGCACCCCCAGAACCCCCACUACCCCUUGAGGGAGCUGUGGGAGGGGCAGAGGGGGGCCAUCAAGAUGAAGGGGCAGUAGGGGGACAUCACAAUCCCCCAAUGCCCCCUGCCAGUGAAUCCUAUCCUGAGUUUAUCAAGAGCAAAUCUGACCAACCUUGAGAACCAAUAAAUAACCUUGACGGCCUCGGCAGGUUGGCGGCCAUGAGGAGGCAACAUGAGGGGCAGUGAUGGGGUCUGUCUUGAGUGCUGCUGCUGCCGCCGCUGCCACCACAGCCACUGCACCUCUUGGCCACAGGCCUUGGCCAAGCCUCGCAUCCUUCGGUGCUGCCUCCCCUACCCCUCCCCCUGAUCCUGCAACCUCUCCCCAGUCCAUUUGUCUUCCCUCACCUUCUUAUUAUCCUCCUUCAUCUUCUGUUUCUCCCUCCCCCUCAUUUUUUAAGUGUACUGUUUCUCCUUCUCCAUCAUUUCAUAAGUCUACUGUCUCUCCUUCUCCAUCAUUUUGUAAGUCUCUUGUGUCUCCAUCUCCAUCAUUUUGUAGGUAUACUGUUUCCCCUUCUCCAUCAUUUUCUAAAUCUACUGUUUCUCCUUCUCCAUCAUUUUGCCGCUCUUUUAAAUCUCGUCCCUGUAAUUCUCCUCCUCCUCCACCUCCUCCUCCUCCUCCUCCUCCUCCUCCUCCUCCUCCUCCUCCUCCUCCUCCUCCUCCUCCACCUCCUCCUUACUCUGGUUCUUUCUUUCAUUAUGCCUCUCCCUCACUACCUUCUCUUUGCAGCCCUUCAUCUCUUCCACCUCCUCCUUUGUCCUCUCCUGCCAGUGAUGCCUCUCCCCUCCUGGGCCCUGCCUCCAGCCCUCUGCUGUGCUCCAUAUGCCACACUCUGCUCACACAACUCACUGCACUCAAGGACAGAGUAUUUCACCGCCCCUAUGACCGACUAUAAAUCACGUUAUCAAUCAGUGGAUGGGGGCAUGUCUCCUUAUGCACUUAGAAAUGCCCAUCCAUGCAAACUUUUACAUUCUUUACCCAAUAUUUAUCUUGGAAAUUUGCAUCUGAGAAGAGUCUCCUGAACUCUUAAUGCUGUUUUCACAAGACUUUGGGGAAUUCCUGCUUUGAUAAAGAAACAUGCCAAGUCCUUCACUCCUGAUGGUAAGGUGUGAGUGGCAGCUGUGGCCUCCCAACACCUGUUUUUUUAGGAGACUGCCUUCUCCUUGCCACCAGUAGACAAGUGAGAAGCCAUUGCCUUAUCAAGUGUUAUUUGCUGUUAUAAUUAUAAAUGGUUUGGUGCUUCUUUGACACUGUAUGAGUGACAACUUUGCCAUUUUACAUUAAAGUCUGGUCAAGUGCAUCUGCCUGUGACACGAUGCAUCUUAUUGAGUCUCCUUUAUGGUGUAAAGGAGAGCUGUAUUUAGUACUAGGGAAUGGACAAGUUUUGAAGUAUGUAUAGAGAUACUGAGAACAUUUUACUUGAUAUCACAAAGAGGGAGAACAUGAGAGACAGAGUAGGUAUCUUUUUUUUCAUUUCAUGUUUUCACAAGCAACUAUUUAAGUUAGUUUAUGUACAUACAUUAACUCAUAGUGUAUUAUUUCUAUACUGGUAUGUGAGAGAGAGAUUGUGUUUGUGUGAAUGGUUGAUUACUGAUAAUGGUUUACUAACCAUGUUAUUUUGGCUGUGGUUUGCUAGUAUCUGAUAACACAAGGUGGAUUACAUUAGCUAAGCUCACAAGGCAGCUUAUAAUGUCAUCAUUCAUUCCACCAAUAUUGUUCUUGUGUUGUUCUUUGAUAAUGUCCAUAAAUGUGUGUGAGAAGUGAUACUUAACCUGCUGCAUGAGGGUUUGUACACACUAGUAUGAUUAUUUGAUUACUGGUGUUUCUUUUGGUGACCUGGAGCUCUUGGGAAAUAAUGAUUCCCUGUAUAGAAGUAACCAGUGUUGCUAGACCAGUCCAAGAGCUUGUUUAUAUGUCAGCCAUGCACCACCACCUCAUGUUUGUGGGGCACAUGGGACUUGUAGCAGCUGCCUUCCCUCUGAUGCAUUGUGAUGGCUCUCUGCUGUUACUUUUGAAACUGUCCAAAGCUUUCACUGAAGAGGAGGUAUAGUGGUGGAGGUGGUGGUGGGGUGGCUGUGGAGGAGCAGCUGUGGUGGAGUUGAUUCCUGCACUCUUACUGAGCAGUAGGUGCAGGAAAUUACUUGACAAGCUUUUUACAUAACAUGGUUAUGCAUUUCCUUAAGUAUCGUAUCAGUAUAACAUAUGAAGACUUUCUAACAGAUGCACACUGAGUUGUCUGUAGUCAGAAAAGAGGUACGUUUUCAUUAAAGGAAUCAUUUACAAUGGGAAAUGUGCAAGUACUCAAACCUCAAACCAAACAUUAAGACAGUUUUUAUUCUUAAUGUGAAAUGUUAAUCAGGACAUUUGUUUAACUUUGUUUUCUUGUGUAAAUCUUAUUUUAUCUUUGUAUUCUAUUAUUUUAGUGGUGACCAAUCUUGAAUUUUAUAAAUGCUUUUUCUUUGACUAUAUAUAUUUUAUAAUUGUUAUGUCAUGUAUAAUAAUUUGUAUUCUUAUUUUGCAUUGAAGUUUAGUGUCAGGAAGUAUUUCCUUUGGAAGUGACACUGAAUAGAAUAUUUAGGUGAGGUCAGAUUGUGACUGACUGGGGUCCCAUGCUGGUGAUGGGUGAUUAGGUUGUGAUAUGUGGGCUGUUACAUCCUUGCUAUCCACACCUCAUGUUGCUGUACUACCUUUGCACACACACACACACACACACACACACACACACACACACACACACACACACACACACACACACACACACACACACACACACACACACACACACACACACACACACAGAGCAAUGAAACACAUCAUACAUGACUAAGGUACAUUGGAUAUUUUUAGAUGUGGACAGAGGAUGCCAAGUGACACAGCAGCACAGUUAGUACUUACACUCUGAAACACACCAGGUACGUACUCAUGUUAUAUGCAUCCUCCUCCUACGUCAUUAACCUGAUUCACACUUCAGUACUCAGCGGAACUUUUCUCGAAUUACUAAACAUUCUUUUUCUGUACUAAGUACUCAGUUCCUUUUAUGAGUACAGUCAAGUAUAUUAUGCCUCUGAAUAUUUAAAUUGGAGUGCAUUUAUAUCCAGUGAAUAGCCAGCCAGGCAGGCACACUAUGCAUACCACUAGCACAUCGCAUCCACACGGCUAGCUCCCACUAGCAGUGCUGCAUUAUGAACCUUUGUGGCCCUUAGAUGCUAAGAAUUUGGGGCCUUUAAGCUUGAGGCCUUUGGCAGCCCUUUCUCUUUGUUUUGUAAUUGAUAUUCUAGUUAUUACUACGGCUUGUACAGGUCCCCUCGACCUCAUGUAUUCCAAGGCACGUGCCGGCUGUGCCUCUUGAGCAAUUUGAGUCCUGCCCACCAGCACCCCACACCACCCCAGUCACACUCCAUAGCUUCUCCUCGCAGUCCGAUGUUAAAUUUUUGGGUGAUGAAAACUUGUUACGUGAGGUAGUGUUUUUGUAUAUUGAUGGAGUUUGUAGCCUCCUUCGUAUUGUAUAACGUGUUCGGCCUAUUCUUAUACUUUGCUUUGUGGGAGUGGUGGUCAUGGGCAUUUUUUUAUUGUCCCAGCUCAUGGCCAAUCUCCAUGUAUAUAAAACAGUAAUAAUAAAUAAAAUCAGAUUAAUACA
Messenger RNA from Portunus trituberculatus (swimming crab), 5149 nucleotides. It is a transcript of the gene mri, whose product is annotated as BTB/POZ domain-containing protein KCTD20-like. The transcript is spliced from 12 exons. Gene Ontology annotation, biological process: positive regulation of phosphorylation. Lineage: Eukaryota; Metazoa; Arthropoda; Malacostraca; Decapoda; Portunidae. Gene Ontology annotation, molecular function: protein binding. The record is from RefSeq and is a predicted model, not a curated record. Gene Ontology annotation, cellular component: cytoplasm. Bases 156 to 1631 code for a protein of 491 amino acids.